AUAUAUAAUUGCUUAAUAUACAGAAGAGGACGACAAGGCUCUUGGCGAACCUGAUAAACAGUUCUAUAUGGCAGUGGACAUCAGAUCUGUGAAUAAUGACCGUUACCAUGAUCCCGUGUACUAUCCAUUGGAACGAUUUGGUGUCGACUACCGGCUGGAGAUCGCCCAAAUGAAUGAAAUCAGCUUUCUUCUUCCACCUUCACCACCUCUUACGCAAUACGAUGAUUUAAGCGAAAAUCAAUUCUGUACUAAAGAAACAACCUUCAGAACAAAGAACUGCACCGCCGAAUAUUGCGAAUGUACACAGAUUAUUGAGGUCGACCUGGGUGAUGUCGUGGAGUUAAUCGUGGUAAAUGAAGCCUCGAUCAUUCCUCUCAGUCAUCCAAUACAUCUACACGGAUACCACUUUCGAUUUAUCGGAAAAGGGAAGAUUGGAGAUACGACUACGGUUGAAGAGGUGAAAGCAAUGGACAAAGCAGGUAACCUGACUCGCAAAUUACAUGGAGCUGUCAGGAAGGACACGUUUGUAGUUGAUGAUGGUGGAUAUGCGAUCAUAAGGUUCCAUGCAGACAACCCAGGCUGGUGGAUGUUCCAUUGCCAUCUAGUUACCGACUUUAAGCUUGGAAUGGGCGUGCUGAUUAAAGUCGGGGAGCAGUCGGACUUACCGGAGAUACCUCCAAACUUUCCCCGAUGCGGCUCGUUUAAUGGCCAACAGAGGUCCGAGGUAGAUAAUAUCCAAAACAAACCGGGAAGCGCUUCAGCUGCAUUCAUUAGCAUUUAUGUCCUUUUGUUCUUGUUCAUCUGUAUCAAAGUUCUCUAGAUUAGGUCAUAUUGUUUUUUUUAAUACAGCAAAAUUAUGUUUUCGUUUGUUUGGUUGGCAGAAUCACUUGAAUGGAUUUCGAGGAUAAAACAAAUAAAAAACAAAUACAGUUUGUUCUUCCAAGUCAGUUUAAAAGUUCAUAAUGUUAGGCCCUAUAUCAAGCAGUUAUUACAUUUUAAUUUUGUUAUAUAAUGAUAACAUCAAUGCACCGAUGUCAAUCAAUCUAUUGUUUAUUUAGACAAGAUUAUUUGUCCGGUAUGGUUAUUAUUCCAGAAGCCACAGCCAGGCAAAAAAUAACCCAGGAAAAAUGGCCCCGGUAAAAAUGGCCCCAAAUGACAGGUAGGUAAAAAUGGCCCCAAUAAUAAAAUUCUGUACCGUAUUAAAACUGAUUUUUGAAAAA
Messenger RNA from Anneissia japonica, 1220 nucleotides. RefSeq names its product laccase-7-like. Gene Ontology annotation, cellular component: plasma membrane. Lineage: Eukaryota; Metazoa; Echinodermata; Crinoidea; Comatulida; Comatulidae. The transcript has 4 exons. Gene Ontology annotation, biological process: iron ion transport. Bases 68 to 820 code for a protein of 250 amino acids. Gene Ontology annotation, molecular function: oxidoreductase activity; copper ion binding. The record is from RefSeq and is a predicted model, not a curated record.